Amphimedon queenslandica is the source of this 657-nucleotide messenger RNA. Its product is annotated as adhesion G-protein coupled receptor G2-like. Gene Ontology annotation, cellular component: membrane. The record is from RefSeq and is a predicted model, not a curated record. Bases 1 to 657 code for a protein of 218 amino acids. Gene Ontology annotation, molecular function: G protein-coupled receptor activity. Gene Ontology annotation, biological process: G protein-coupled receptor signaling pathway. Lineage: Eukaryota; Metazoa; Porifera; Demospongiae; Haplosclerida; Niphatidae. The transcript has a single exon.
AUGUACAUCCUCAUCAUUCGUGCUAUUUUCCUUUACACGAUUGACAAGAACAAAAGAAUGGGCAAGCCUGCACUCACCAAAUAUGAAGCAAUCAAAAUGCUGAUAUCUUAUUUUGGUAUCUUGAUACUCUUUGGUCUCACGUGGCUGUUUGCUGUCUUCACGUUCAUUACUGAGCCUAACGUCUCAUUCAUGAUUCAGUUCUUCUUUGCUUUCUUCAAUACAUUCCAAGGCUUCUUUAUAUUUCUCUUCUUUGUCCUAUUAAACAGUGAUGUCAGAAAUAACUAUGUAUCACUAUUCUGUGACUGGAGAGCAAAAAAACCACCUUCCACUGCAGUAACUACAGCCGCUGCCAAAUACAACCAGACCUCAUCCUUAAAUGAUAAUUCUAAUUUGAUUUCACAAGCUCUAUCAUCAUCACCUAAUAACUUAAACAGUGACACAAGCUCUGAAGAGGCUCGAGAUUUUACAAGAGUUCUCAGAGACUCAAGUCUAGAGGAAGAGAAUAGCAUGCAUGAUGGAGAUAAUGGUUUUAUUGAUGAUGAUGAAUUGAUGAUGUCAGAGUUUGGUAGCAUUCGAUUUCAACGGUAUCUUACAGUACGAGGGAAACACUACGUAGAAAAAAUUGAAGUCGACUUGUUUGAUAAGGAUAAGAAGUGA